AUGGAAAUAAAGCAAGAAGCUAGUGAGAAAACUUGUAAAGUAGAAACAUAUGAUAGUCCAUUGAAUGCUCUCAAAAUUGAAAUUAAGGAAGAACCCAAGACAGAAACAGCAUCCGAUGCAUUUGAUUAUUUAAAAGAAUUCCCCGUAAAUAACGAAGUAAAACAAGAUGAAUAUAAAUUUACACUAUUUGAAGAAAAGCAAGCAACAACUAAAGAAAGUAAGUAG
This is a messenger RNA of Diabrotica balteata, 225 nucleotides long. NCBI's taxonomy places the organism in Eukaryota, Metazoa, Arthropoda, Insecta, Coleoptera, Chrysomelidae. The record is from the annotation of a GenBank genome assembly.